AUGGAUUGGGAAGAUGUAUACCUAUUCCCCUUUGCCCUAGCGUUGACCGUCCUGGAAUAUAUGGCCAUCUGUUUUGGAUUGCCUUCUCCGGGCCCUCAACGUGACCAUUUUGCACCUCACCCAUCAGCCAAAUUCGAGGGUUACUACACGCGUGUUCAGUUGGAAGACGGAGGUACCUUGGCUCUCAUCUUUUGCUGGGUUAAAAACGCGAAGAUACGCGAGAAUCUAGUCUGCGUGAUUCACGCGCCGGCAGAUGGAAGCAAAGUACCUUCUUUCUACCAUGAAAUAUACCCUGAACAGUUAUCCAUCACGGCCAAAGAUCCCACCUCUAAGACGCCCUCAUUCCGAAUCAAUGUGCCAGGGCUAGGCAAUAUGACGGUUACAUCGAGUCGAACAGAAUACACCCUCGCCAUCCCCGAUGUACGACUAUCUCUGACCCUCUGCCUGACAAAUCACACAUCUUGGUUGAGGACUCGUCCCCUCUCAGGGCCCAUGGGCCCGCUGGCGCGUCUAUCCCGUUAUCUUCCUCUGAACUGGCAUGUUUAUUCAUUGGCGAGCGAUGCGGAUUAUACCAUUGUACUCGCGGGCCGUACGUACACAGGUCAUGGAGUUGCACAUCUAGAGAAGAACUGGGGAAGAUCUUUUCCGAGUGGUUGGCUCUGGAGUCAGACUUUCAAGGUGGACAAUGAAACUAUAUGCCUUGCAGGCGGUUCGGCCCUCCCUGGUGUGCAAGCGUAUUUGGUCGGGUACCGUUCGACUGGACUCUGCUGGGACUUCAGGCCACCAUUCACGAUGGGCAUCGGACUAUUUUCGCCAUUUCUACGUGUACAGUGCGAUAGCGGAGCUGGUGUGGUUGAAUUAGAAGCUAGGACAUGGCUCAGAAAGCUGAAGGUUAACAUACACGCUCCCGUUGACUCGUUUAUCGGAUUACCUGCGCCACUGAAGGACGGGCAUCAGCCUCAAUUCGCUUUCGAAAGUUUUCGCGCCACGGUAAUAACCGAAGCAUACAUUCGCUGUUGGCCAUGGGGAGGGUGGGAACGAGCAGAGGAAGACCAUCCGAAGACUGUCGAGAACGAAGUAUCCAGUGCUUCUCUUGAGUUCGGUGGUAUCUUCUCUCACCUCGUAAACCACUACGACAAUAUGGCCCGCAUUCGCCCUGGCGACUCCUCCCUCGCCUGCUCCGUGACGAACCCUCAGCCGCGAUCUAUCAUUCUCCUCGACAUGUCCGACGGCAGCGCAACCUCCGUAGAGAUCAACGAUGCUCUCUUCUGCACCCAUUUCAAGGAGGUCUGCACUGAAUGCUCCUUCGACGGACGGGAAGAGAACGACAGCUUCUUCGGGUUUGACCCGAUAGACCGCGAGGGCAUCGAAGCUCCGCCCGCCAGCGUCAACAAGGACGGCGAAUACCAGUGCAAGAAGCAUGGCUCUACCUUGCUUCGGGUGGAAGAAGCAGAUCACCAGGGCCCGGACGGCCGCCAAGAAGGCGGGCAGGAAGUAGUCGCGAGUGUACGUCUUGCUGGAGGAUCGAAAUCACGAACGUACGUUGUAUAA
Fibroporia radiculosa is the source of this 1551-nucleotide messenger RNA. RefSeq lists its product as uncharacterized. The record is from RefSeq and is a predicted model, not a curated record. The transcript has 6 exons. Gene Ontology annotation, molecular function: tocopherol cyclase activity. NCBI's taxonomy places the organism in Eukaryota, Fungi, Basidiomycota, Agaricomycetes, Polyporales, Fibroporiaceae. The coding region runs from base 1 to 1551 and encodes 516 amino acids.